UGGUGUUGGCGAUCAGAGCAUUGGGGGUUCCGAGAUUCUGGUCGGCUUGAGGAGAGAAGAGGAGGCUGGAAUUAGCGGCCAUGGCGGUGAGGGGGAUUUGGCAUUGCUCUCUGAGUGGAUGUUUUUUACUUCUCUUAAAUGAAAAAAUUUCGUAUCACUUGCUUCUGAAGUUGAGAACCAUAGUUAUGUUGGGGGAAGAGUGCAAUUAUUCUAAUUUGCAGGCAUUAUGAUAAGAAGGGUAUGGAAAAUUCAUUACCUGGAGAAGAUAGUGGACAUGACUUAUUCUCUUUGCAGAUCAGACUUAUAUAUGUGAGAGAAACAAGGCAAUUGAUCAUAAAGAUUAGCCAACAGGAUAAUGGACACAGUUCUUUCAACAAAGCAUACAGUAUUUUUACCUAGUUGGGCAUGUUACAAGUAUGGGAUUUCUCAGGACAGACAAACCAGUUUUUUCUCAAUGACAACCUGUCAUCUGUGGAUAUGGUCCGUUCUCAUGAGGAGAUUCUCUUAGAGUUGCAUGUUUAUGGCUUGCCUUGUAGCAUCAAUGAGAAGGAAAGCAGUGAUGAGAAUGUUGCACUGACACAGCCUACAAUGAAUGGCCCUUCCUCGUGUUCUGCACUUACAGUGAAUGACUCUUCUCCGAGAUCUGCACUUACAAUGAAUGGCUCUCCUCCGAGAUCUGCACUUACAAUUAAUGGCUCUCCUCCGAGAUCUGCACUUACAAUUAAUGGCCCUUCCUCGAGUUAUGCGCUUACAAUGGAUGGCAGUGCGGAUAAACUGAACUUUUUUUCUAAAGUUCCUCAGUCAGAUGCAGCUUGUAGUGCUGUGAAUGGCAGUGGUUCUUUGGGCUUGACCGGACUGUACAACCUUGGAAAUACUUGUUUCAUGAACAGUGCUGCCCAGUGCUUGGUUCAUACACCCAAGCUAGUUGAUUAUUUUCUUGGAAACUUCAGGAAGGAUCUGAAUUAUGAAAAUCCGUUGGGCAUGAAUGGCAAGCUUGCUAUAGUAUUUGGGGACCUACUUCGAAAGUUGUGGGCUCCUGAGGCAACACCAGUGGCUCCAAGGAUGUUUAAGUCAACUAUCUCCAGUUUUGCUCCUCAAUUUGGUGGAUACAAUCAACAUGAUUCCCAAGAAUUUCUUUCUUUUUUGUUGGAUGGCCUCCACGAAGAUCUCAACCGUGUAAAAAGAAAACCCUAUGUACAGGCAAAAGAAGAAGAUGGUCGAUCUGAUGAAGAAGUGGCCGAUGAAUAUUGGGAGAACCAUUUAUCACGCAAUGAUUCGGUCAUAGUAGAUUUGUGUCAAGGUCAAUAUCGAUCAUCAUUGGUUUGCCCCGUUUGCAAAAAGUUGUCUGUUACAUUUGAUCCAUUUAUGUACCUGUCAUUACCACUUCCUUCUUCAACAAUGCGAAAGAUGACUUUGACAAUCUUGAGCACUGAUGGGAAUAAUUUGCCACACCCAGUUACAGUUACAGUCCCUCACAAUGGUACCCGCAAAGAUCUUGUUGAUGCCCUUGGUACAGCUUGUUCAUUAAGAGAUGAUGAAACAUUGUAUAUUUCUGAGAUAUACAAUAAUUCAAUCCUCCAGGCCUUGGACAAUCCCAUUGGUUCUAUAGAGCUAAUCAGAGACUAUGAUAAACUCGUUGCUUAUAGAUUACCAAAAGACAUGGAUGGCUGUCCUUUGGUCGAGUUUACACAUCAGCUGGAGGAGAAGUCAUAUCUACAUUCUUUCCCGUCUUUCAGGAAGUUUGGCAUUCCUCUUGUAGCAAGAAUUUCUGACUUUUCAAAAGGAUCCGAGAUAUGUAAAGCGUUUCUUAAAAUCAUCAGUCCCUUCUUACUUCCUCGUGAAGAAGAAUCCUUGACUGAUUUAGAUUCAAGGGAGAAUGCCCAAGAGGAUACAGAAACAGAGGAUACAGUUUCAGAUGAAGCUGAAAAUUUAAAAGAUGAAACAGAAAAUAAUUUGGAUUCUCAGAGUGACUUCGAGUUCCACAUGGAAAAUGGUGCUUACUCAAAUGGUGUCAGGAUACAGAUGGACAAGCCAGUGCCUACAUUAAACUAUGGUCAGCGCAUUAGAGUGCUUGUUACUUGGUCUCGGAAAAUGUUUGAAGAUUAUGAUACCUCAAUGCUAAGCCAGUUGCCGGAAGUAUGUAAGACUGCGUCCAUGUCAAAGGGGACUCAAGAUUCUAUUUCACUUUAUAAAUGUGUAGAAGCCUUCUUGAAAGAGGAGCCUCUUGGACCAGAAGACAUGUGGUACUGUCCUAAUUGCAAGGAGCACAGGCAGGCUGGCAAAAAGUUGGAUUUGUGGAGAUUACCAGAGAUCCUGGUCAUUCAUUUAAAAAGGUUUUCUUACACUAGAUUUUCGAAAAACAAGCUGGAGACUUUUGUGGAUUUCCCUGUUGAGAACUUUGAUCUCUCCAAUUACAUUCUUAAGAAAAAUAACAAGGACUCCCAUCGUUAUAUGUUAUAUGCGAUAAGCAAUCAUUAUGGCGGCAUGGGCGGUGGUCAUUAUACUGCAUUUGCUAAACAUAGAGUCGAUAGUUGGUACGAGUUUGAUGAUAGCCAUGUCUAUCCUGUUACUGAGGAGCAGAUAAAGACUCAAGCUGCUUAUGUUCUAUUCUACAAGAGAGUAUAAUUUGUUGACACUCAGCUCAGGAAAUUUUUGCUUACUGGAUGGGAGUAUUCACACAAGAAAAUCUAGGGGUAUUAAGAUCAUCUACAAGGAUUCUACAAAACAAGAUGGCAUUGUAGAAACAAAAGUGAAGUAGUGAUUUUAAUCAUGUGGUACUGCAAAAUUGAUUCCAUUUUGCAUUUUUCCCCUUUAGUUUUGAGCAUUGGAAUCACAUAUUUGUGUUUCUGCAGUUCAAAAGAAUAGAAAAAUAGUGGGUGGAAGCUUGGGGGAGAAAUCUGCCAAUUGAAUAGAAAUCUGGGAUGUGUUUCGAUGGAUUUUCUUUUGAUAAAAUCCUCAUUUUGUCC
Molecule: messenger RNA, 2966 nt
Organism: Salvia splendens (bonfire salvia)
Lineage: Eukaryota; Viridiplantae; Streptophyta; Magnoliopsida; Lamiales; Lamiaceae
Product: ubiquitin carboxyl-terminal hydrolase 8-like
Exons: 14
Coding region: 406-2625 (739 amino acids)
Biological process (GO): protein deubiquitination
Molecular function (GO): cysteine-type deubiquitinase activity
Source: RefSeq, a predicted model, not a curated record